Anneissia japonica is the source of this 2994-nucleotide messenger RNA. Its product is annotated as NF-X1-type zinc finger protein NFXL1-like. Gene Ontology annotation, molecular function: zinc ion binding; RNA polymerase II transcription regulatory region sequence-specific DNA binding; DNA-binding transcription factor activity, RNA polymerase II-specific. The record is from RefSeq and is a predicted model, not a curated record. The transcript has 17 exons. Gene Ontology annotation, cellular component: nucleus. Lineage: Eukaryota; Metazoa; Echinodermata; Crinoidea; Comatulida; Comatulidae. Gene Ontology annotation, biological process: regulation of DNA-templated transcription. Bases 266 to 2695 code for a protein of 809 amino acids.
GCACUGCGGCAGUGCCGAUAGAAAACAGCAGUUUUUUUUUCGCACUGCGGCAGUGCCGAUAGCCUCACCUGUGUACGUACGUGUGUAUGUGAGUUGCACCGUACACGAAACGAACACACAACGGUCAACGAACCACCACCAGGUGCACGUCGCACUGAGGUGGGACACCUGUAACAUUUUGAUAAUGAAUGUGUAGCUCCUAGCUGAAAGGCAAGUAAGGCCUACUGUAUAUGCAGUUGCACACUUGAUAGAAUAUACGAAUAAGAUGGCUGAGCCUUCUACAUACUCUUUUCUUGGCCGAGGGAGAGGUGGUCGAGGAAGAGGACAUCCUAGGGAUCAUAGCAGUACAAAGUAUUCACAAGAUUGGAGAAACUAUAACGAAGCUCAAAGGAAUGGAGGUGGAGCAACUUUGGGUGCCCGGAGCAAGAAUAUUGAGACUGAGAAACAACAUGAACACCAACCUGCUCAGCAGUUACAGGAACAUCAGGUACUUGAAGAUGAAUACGAAACAUCAUCCGAUGAAGAUGAAGCCAGCAACUAUCAAGAUAUACUAAAAGCUACUUACAAAGAUUAUAGCAUGCAUCUAGGCGAUUCCAAUAGCAAUGAAGCAAUUUCCCUACAACACCAGUUUCAGAGUGAAAAGACAGUUUGCCUAAUUUGUAUCGAAACUGUUAAACGAGAAGAGGAGAUUUGGUAUUGUCAGACAUGUUACUGCAUCCUGCACCUUCAAUGUAUUCAGAAGUGGGCUCAAGAGGGCUCUGUUCAAAAAAACUUUCUUUCGGAAGAGAACUUUCCGGAAGCAGAGAAACUUUGGCAUUGUCCUAACUGUCGAUUUGAGUAUAAGAAGUCUGAAUGCCCUUCAAGGUAUGUAUGUCACUGCGGCAAGGAGGUUGAUCCAAAGCCUGAUCCCUGGCUGACUCCUCACACCUGUGGACAGACCUGUGGCAAGCCUCUGAAACCACUCUGCAACCACCAGUGUCUGUUGCUCUGCCAUCCAGGUGCCUGCCCUCCAUGUCCAAAAACCAUCUGUACGUCGUGCUUCUGUGGCCGAGAAGCACCGACCCUGAAACGUUGCUCUGCAAGUCAGUGGUCCUGUCAGAAGCCCUGUGCUGCUAAGCUGGAAUGCGGCCACAAAUGCGAUACACCUUGUCAUGCAGGAGAUUGCCCACCCUGUCCAAAGAUGAGUCAGCGUUCAUGCCUUUGUGGUAGGUUAGCUACACUGAGGUCAUGCGAGUCCCUGGUGUGGCAGUGCAACUGUGUUUGCGGGAAAGUGCUCUCCUGUGGAAACCACACGUGUGAGGAGGUAUGCCACGAGGGAAAGUGCAAAGGUUGCCCAAGAGCCGAAAAUAGGUCAUGCCCAUGUGGAAAAACAAAAUAUCAACUACCCUGCACUGAAGAUGUGCCCACCUGUGGUGACACCUGCAACAAGCUUCUGGAAUGUGGUCUUCAUCAGUGCACUAACAGAUGUCAUACUGGACCAUGUGAAAAUGUAAGUAGUUUCAUGACUACAGGACUAUGUUAUCCAUGUCGUGAAUUGUCUAAAAUUCAAUGCAACUGUGGCAAAACUGUCCAGAAGGUUCGUUGUGGCAUGGAGCGCGUCACAAAACCACCACGCUGCAAGCAGUCUUGCAGCACUCCGCCAUCCUGUCAUCAUAUCAGACGUGAGCCCCAUCAUUGUCACUUUGGACAAUGUCCACCAUGUAGACAGCUAUGUGACAAGCCACUGUCAGGGUGCAGUCACCGUUGUCCUAAGGGUUGUCACGAUGAUGUCACUGUCAAGCAUGUUGAGCAAAAGCCACGACCUGCCGGGCCUUGGGAGAAGCAACCAGAAGUCCAGUACAGGCAGGUGGCCUUACCCUGUCCACCGUGUCUACAGCCAGUACCAGUAGAUUGUUUUGGCAAACAUGAGACUCAUCCUCUACCAUGUUCACAAGCAAGAAGCUUUUCUUGCCAGAGGACGUGUGGUAGGCUACUACUGUGCGGUAAUCACCGUUGUCAGCUAGAAUGUCAUGUGGUCACAGGAGCGACGAGUGAUGAAAUGGCUGGAUCAGAGUGUAUGCCUUGUGAAGAGAAAUGCAGCAAGCCACGUCCACAAGACUGCCCUCACAAGUGUCAGCUGCCUUGUCACUCAACACAGUGUCCAACUUGCGAGAAGAGUAACAAGAUGCGUUGUCACUGUCGUAACAUGUUACUCUAUGUUAAAUGCAGUGAAUGGACAAAGGCAUCUGCGUCAGAAAGAGAUGAAAAGCAGUCCUGUAAAGGCCCAUGCCCGCAGAUGAUGAGCUGUGAUCACCUCUGUAGUAAGCAGUGCCAUUCAGGGGACUGUGCACUCCCAUCAGAAUGUACCGGCAAGAAGGCCAUCAAGUGUCCAUGCAAGAGACGCAAAAAGAAUUUCCCCUGUCCGCUUGUGCAAUCAAAUGAAGCCAAAUUAGAGUGUGAUGAUAACUGCAAGCAAUUGAUAGAAAAACAGAAGAAAUUGAAAGAAGAGGAAGAAUUAAGGAAUGAACUAGAGCUGAAAAAACAACAGAUGCGAGAUGAAGAGGAAUUUAAACGAGUGAUGAAUAAAGGCAAGAAGCAUAGACGAAGGAAGAACGAGGAAAUUGAAUAUAAACCGUGGUGGAGGAGUCAAUAUGUUACAAUCGGAGCUGUCCUCCUCUUGGCCUUGAUUUUCGGUUUUUAUCUCAUGAAUAUGUAAAUUUAAUUGUAAAGUGAUGGUUGUGGCAGUUCACUCCAUAGCACACAAUGUAAUACUUGAAUGCUAUAUUUUUAUAGCACAUAUUGCAAUAAAGUGCCUAUGUGUGCUUUACAUUGUUGCACACCCCUACUUCUCCGUUAGUGGUGGCCCAUGUUUUAGUCAGUCGCGGAGACUGAUGUACCUUUUUCGUGUGUUUGCCUUUUUUCGAAUAUAUUAUAAUUAUAAUUGAGAUAAUUAACACUGAUUAUAUACAUUACAGUAUUAUACUGCAUCCAUUUAAAUAUUCACCUGAAUGCUCA